UCAACACAAUGAUGAUUAUGAUGAUGAUGAUGAUGUGGAGAUGUUUUUGUUAUUGCUGGGCAGGGCUUACACAGAGCCAAGGCCUUUCCUGAUUACUGUGCUGCCAGGCUGGGGAGGCUGGGGGAGCUUGGGAGGAGACACAGGCGGGCGCGGAGGGCUGCGCCAUGGCUGCCACGGUGAAGGAAUGCCUGGAGCUCCAGCUGCUGGAGGUGGAAAUGCUCCUUUCCAUGUUUCCCAAGAGAGGAGAAUUCAGCGUGGAUGCGGAUGCCGUGCCCAGCAUCGAGCGCUACCUGCGGAAUUGCGGCGGAGCGCUGCCCCCGCAGCUGGAAUAUCGCGUCGCGCUCGAUGUCGGCGAGGCCAAGGUAAAGGUGGAGUUGCAGGUUCUCCUUCCUCAUAUGUACCCUCAGGUGGCUCCUCAGCUUUUUGCCAGAUCAGAUGCUCUGCACAGACAGCAGCAGUUGCAGCUCAAUACUCGUCUCACGUCUCACAUCAGCUCUCUGGAUCCAGGAGAUCUGUGUGUGUGUGAGGCUGUGCAGUGGGUGAAGGACAACACCCUGCCCUUCUUGGAAAGCUGUCAGGCCUCGUCUGAGUGUGCUGCUGAAGCAGUCAGGGCUAAGGAAAUGCUGCAUCGCAUGUGGAUCUACAGCCAUCACAUAUACAGGCAGGAACUGAGGAAGAAGAUUUUUGACUGUGCAAAGAAGUUAAAUCUGACUGGCUUCUGCCUCACUGGCAAACCUGGUGUCAUCUGUGUGGAGGGACUCCAGGAAAACUGUGAAGAGUUCUGGCGUGUUGUUAGGUAUCCCAACUGGAAGCACAUUUCAUGCAAGCAUGUGGAGAAUAUAGAAACGGAGGGAAGCAUUGAUAAUCUUCGUCUCUUUCACAGUUUUGAAGACCUGCAGUUUCAGGCACAUGGUGAUUAUGGCCUGAGGAAUGACUAUCACAUGGAUCUUGGCCAGUUUCUAGAAUUCCUGAAACAGCAUCAAAGUGGACACAUUUUUCAGAUUUUAUUUGGUGUUGAAGGCAACCUUUCAGACAAUUGAGAGAAACUGUUUAUGAAGAGUUCUAAUUCUGGAGAGCAAGAGGUGUUGCUAACACUGAAAUAUUUUGCCUUACAGCUACUGUGAAAAAGGAAACUUUUAACAUCUGAGAUGAAUGGUUCAAGUAGUUCAUCUCAGCUUUUGUGCUGAAGUGCCACAUAUUUUUGAGACGUGUUCACUGAUUUUCUAAGACUCUAAAACUGGCAUUUGUCUCUGUGAGCCAUGCCUGAUAAAUAUUCCACUGUGUGUUGGGAAUUAUACACUUCUGUCUGCUCGUCUGUACUGUACUGGGUGAAUUUCUUCCCAUCUUAUCUGAACCCACUCUCUUUCAGUUUAAAACAUUCUCCCCUGUCUAGUCACUACAUGCACUUGUAAAAAAGUCCCUUUCUCUUUUUUGUAGGCUCCCUUCAGGUACUAGAAGGUGCUGUAAGGGCUUGCCAAAGCUUUCUGUCCUCCAGGCUGAACAAUCCCAAUUCUCUCAGCCAGUUGUCACAGGAGAGAGAUGCUCCAGCCCUCCGAUCAUUUUUUGUGCCCAUCCUCCUCUGGACUUGCUCCAGCAGGUCUGUGUUCCUUUUACGUUCACGUCCCAGAGCUGGAUGCAAUGAUUUGUUUGGGGUCUCACAAAAGUGGAGUGGAGGGUGAGAAUCACCUCCCUCAGCUGCUGGUCACGCUGCUUUUGAUGCAACCUAGGAUUCAGUUGGCUUCCUUGGCUUCAGGUGCACAUCACUGGCUCACGUUGAGUUUUGUGUCUACCAGUACCAAGUUCCUCUCCUCAGGGCUGCUCUCAAUCCAUUCUCCACGCAGUUUGUUUGUGCCUGGGACUGCCCUGAGCCACGGGCAGGAUCUUGCACUCAGCCUUGUACACAGACCCACCUGUCCAGGUCCCUCUGGAUAACAUCCCCUUCCCUCCAGUGUGCUCCACGCAGCUUGGUGCCAUCAGCAAACCUGCUGGGGGUGCAGCUGGUGCCACUGUCCCUGUCACUGACAGCAAUGUUAAUGCCAGCCCCUGAGGAAGGCCAGUCCUACUGGUCUCCACUUGGACAUCAUCCAUUGACUGCAACUCUGCAACCAACCAUCCUUAGCCACCAAGUGGUUCAUCCAUCAAAUCCAUGUCUCUUCAGUUAAGGAUGUCACGAGACAAAGUGUGUCUGGUUAUGUUAAUAACAAUUUUUCAUCUGUUCAAUUCAUGGCAUUUUAUGUUUACACUGUUACGCCAAACACCUUGGAAAUGAAAAUGGGUCAGAUGAGACAAAGUUUAGUUUUCCCCCUUACAUUACAUAAGGAAAUAUAUGUAAAACACAGAAAAUAGGAAAAAGCCCCUAUAUGUGUAAAAAAAUAUAUUUAAUAUUACGUAAAAACACAAAUAACUUGAAGAAUCCUUUCUUAUGUAAAAUUAGUAUGGAGAGAAUUUUCCAGCAGCUUGUGAGGGGCAAUGCUGUUAAUGGUUCAUUAGGCAGUGUUUUCCUGCAGGGAAGCAUGCUGAGAGUGGAUGUGGAGGGUGAGUGUCCCGUUUGUAAUGCAUGAUCAUAUUUAUAAUAAUAUAUAUAAAUAUAAUAUGUUGAAGAACACUACUGAAAAGUCCCCUGGAAGGGCCACCAGCCCACCACCUCCCACUCUGUGCCCGAGUGCCUUCAUGUGCAAAGGGGUACCAAGCAAUAAGAGCAGACUCACUGCUGAGCUGCACCACUCCAACAGCCAGGCACUCAGCAGCAGCUGUUCAAAGACUGUGUUUCAGCACACUUAGCUGAUGACAACAUAAAUAACAGAUAUUAUUUUAUUUCAAAUUAAAUACAAGGAAGUGUUUUAAUACCCUUCUCACAACAGCAAUACAUUGAAACGUAGAGGAUGGCAUUGAAAUGCAGAGCGUUUCUGGUUGCUCAGAAUAUGAUUAAUGUCUUUUCCUUCACUGUGGUAGGUUGUGGUAGCUUGUACUGUUUGUGUGAUCAUAACUUCUGCCAAAAGCACAGUGAGGCAAAGAUGUUGACACAUUCCCAUUAGGCAGUGAGGGAGAAAGUGCCUCUCUUUCUGAAUUUGGGACCUGUAAACUGCAGCUGUGACAGAGCUGAGGGGCUAGAUAAAUAAAAUUAGUAUUUGGUUUUCUAGAGAUAAUCUCUCUUGUAAAGAUUAGAGAGAAACAGAAAUGUUCAAGUAUCCUUUUUUUCCCAGAGCCAUCCAGAAAAUAUAGUACAUUUUUCUUGGAGUGGUAAUUGUUUAACAACUAAUAAUUCCUCAAAGUCUAUUCCUGGCAUUUUGAUACUCCCUUUUUGUCAAGAACGUGGAGUUCAAAAAGUUAGGCCAAACAUUUGCAAUGAUCAGAACAGUGGUUAUCUUGGUGGGGGAAUUAAAUCCUUGAUCUUAUACAGGACAUUACCUUAGCUAACAUUAAAUGUUAGUAUUGUUAAAUGUUAUUCUUAGCAAUGGUAAAAUGUUCUGAUUAGAUGUGAACAAAAGGUUCUGCAGAUUUGGUUCUUGUAGAAAAUUUUCAUUUCAUAACUCCACACAAGAGUGACCAGUAAGUAUUUUCUCUGGAAUAAAAAAUUCUAACCUUAUGGUUGUUUAAA
Molecule: messenger RNA, 3598 nt
Organism: Melospiza melodia melodia
Lineage: Eukaryota; Metazoa; Chordata; Aves; Passeriformes; Passerellidae
Gene: RWDD2A
Product: RWD domain containing 2A
Exons: 3
Coding region: 165-1040 (291 amino acids)
Molecular function (GO): protein binding
Source: RefSeq, a predicted model, not a curated record